Messenger RNA from Camelus dromedarius (Arabian camel), 5743 nucleotides. RefSeq names its product BCL2 interacting protein 2 (gene BNIP2). The transcript has 11 exons. Gene Ontology annotation, biological process: apoptotic process. The record is from RefSeq and is a predicted model, not a curated record. The coding region runs from base 222 to 1202 and encodes 326 amino acids. NCBI's taxonomy places the organism in Eukaryota, Metazoa, Chordata, Mammalia, Artiodactyla, Camelidae. Gene Ontology annotation, cellular component: cytoplasm.
AGAAAAGCUUGGUAUAGAUAUGAAGCAAAUCAAAAUGUAGCAUAAUUCAUUUACUGGACAGUUAAUGAAUAACCUUUAAGUGGCUCGGGAAUUAUGGCAUUGGAACUGUGGAGAAGGAAAUAUAAAAGACCGCACAACACUUGGCUCUCCUGAAUCGUGAACAUGACAUUGGCUCUCUGGAUUAUCAGGAGUCUAUAGUUGACAUUGAGUCCAGGCUGAGGAUGGAAGGUGUAGAACUUAAGGAAGAAUGGCAAGAUGAAGAUUUUCCAAUACCUUUACCGGAAGAUGAUAGUAUUGAAGCAGAUAUAUUAGCUGUAACUGGACCAGAGAGUCAGCCUGGCUCAGUAGAAGUUAAUGGCAAUAAAGUAAGAAAAAAACUAAUGGCUCCAGACAUUAGCCUGACUCUGGAUCCUAGUGAUGGCUCUGUGUUGUCAGAUGACUUGGAUGAAAGCGGGGAGAUUGACUUAGAUGGCUUAGAUACACCAUCCGAGGACAGUAAUGAAUUUGAGUGGGAAGAUGAUCUUCCCAAACCUAAGACUACUGAAGUUAUUAGGAAAGGCUCAAUUACUGAAUAUUCAACAGCAGAAGAAAAAGAAGACGGACGACGAUGGCGUAUGUUCAGAAUUGGAGAACAGGACCACAGGGUUGAUAUGAAAGCAAUUGAGCCCUAUAAAAAAGUUAUCAGCCAUGGAGGAUAUUAUGGGGAUGGAUUAAACGCCAUCGUUGUGUUUGCUGUCUGUUUUAUGCCCGAAAGUGGUCAACCUAACUAUAGAUACCUGAUGGACAAUCUCUUUAAGUAUGUUAUUGGCACUUUGGAGCUGUUAGUAGCAGAAAACUACAUGAUAGUUUAUUUAAAUGGUGCAACAACUCGAAGAAAAAUGCCCAGUUUGGGAUGGCUCAGGAAAUGCUAUCAACAGAUUGAUAGACGGUUACGGAAAAACCUAAAAUCUCUAAUCAUUGUACAUCCCUCUUGGUUUAUCAGAACACUUCUGGCUGUCACAAGACCAUUUAUUAGCUCAAAAUUCAGCCAAAAAAUUAGAUACGUCUUUAAUUUGGCAGAACUAGCGGAACUUGUCCCCAUGGAAUAUGUUGGCAUACCAGAAUGCAUAAAACAGUAUGAAGAAGAAAAGUUAAAAAAGAAACAGAAAAGAGUUGAUCAAGAGCUUAAUGGAAAACAAGAUGAACCAAAAAGUGAGCAGUAAGAUUGGCAUGGUCCAAACAGACUGAAGAACGUGCUGAUGAAGCCGUGCUCUUCUUUGCAUUUAUAAUGCAUUUACUGGUCCUGAUUUUUAUGUAACCUGUUACAAAAUUGACUUGACUUUUUCUUAAAUGGACUUUUGUAUAAGGGACUGUUCACUGCUGUACUGGUUUGCAAAUCUCUUGAAUUUAGCUCUUUACUAUAAUUAUAAUCAUUUUAUAUUUUAUAUUGCUAAAUAGCAGAGAACCACACUUUAUAUAAAGCAGGUUUUGCAUUUGUUUAUUAAAUGAUGCAUCUUCUUCAGUAAAAUAUUUAUAUGUCUAAAUGGAAAAGGAAAGAGAUAAUAUAUAUUUUUAUGUUUUUGAGCAAUAUUUUUUAAUGUGUAACUCUCUUGUGGAAGAAUAUGCAGGUAAAUAAGACCAUGAUUUUGUAAAGUGCAUGUUAGAAUUUUUGUUUUUGUAAAUGGUUAAAUACAUUUCCUGGGUCACUUAGAAAAUAAAGUUGCUCAUAAGAUGGGACAGUUAAACUGGUUUUCAUGAACACCCAAAGGUCAUGUACAUAAUCUAAGUAGAUUAGUACCAUUCUGAGCUUUUUUCUCACUUAAUGUUUAUUGUGUCUCAAUUCAGACACACAAAUACAAGUGUGUUGCACACUUUUUCAUUUUUAAACUUUCAGACAAGUGAAAAAGCCAUUUUUAGAAUUAGAGAAUGUAAGAGGUUAAGAAUUGGGGUUUGUAUAUAUGUAUAUGUCAGACAUUUUGUCUUCUGGCCAAAAGUCAGAACUUGAUAAAAAUUUUAGGUUUGUUCACUUAAUGUGAAGUAAGCUUGUGUGUCCAGGGUAUCACUCUCCUGAAUUUGUGUGAGUGCAGUGUACUGUUCAGAGGAACUGUCACUACUUUUCUUUAGAAAACAGGGGCUGCUUUAUUAACUGAUCUCAGUGUGGGCUCUUGACCAAAAUACUUCCUAUCGGGUGUUUGACUUAGGCAGAUAUGGUAUGUUUCCACAUUUUCUGUUGGAUCUUGUUGACAGUACUGUAAAUUAAGUUAUUUUGUAAGUCUUAGAGCAUCAUUAUAUUAUGCUGUCUUGGAUAGCAUUUGGUGUAAGCAUGUAAAAUUCUUUAAUUUGGUAAGUACCUUGACUCUACGUUGCAGUAAAUUGUACUUAUGCCCCCAAACAGAACUUAAUUACUCACAAAAUUACCCUAAAACCAGAUUGGUCUAAUACUGUGUCAUGUACUUGUGGGGCUCAUAUACAUUUGGUAAACUUAGUACCUUCAUAACUUAAGGGUCGUACCACGUUCCAGCCCCUCCUAUGAGGUAAUUUACAAAAGAAUAGCAAAAUUGAUAGCUAAGCUUAUAUCCUAGACUGAACACACAUGUAGCUUUAUCAUUGCUGUUUUUAGUAAAAAAGUUUCUACCACAAAAUAGAAUUGUCUUUUUUAUCCUUCUCAGGCGUAAACUUGACAGGCUAACUCCAAGCCCACUUGUGGGAGAUGCUGGAGGGUUCCCAGGAUGAGAUUUUCCUCAGCAGCCUCCUGACUUAACUUGGAUCCAGCAGCUGUAGGCAGGUCCCAAACUAAUGUCACUAUAAUGAAUAAAGCCAAAACCAUUAUUCCGUGCUCCAAUCUUAGAAAUACUUUGUGUUCAAAAAGCAAACCACCAAUAACAGCUUAGACAUUCCUUCUGAACGCUUACCAUACGAGGAUUACGAAUAAGGGUGCGUACUGAAUUGAAGUGUGAUUAGGGUCUUUAUUUGUAGAGCACAUUAAGUCGUCUGUCAUCUAUAAAUUUCUAUCUCAUUCAAACUGGGCUGAGCUUUUAAAGUAGGUGGCUGUGCGCCACCUUAUGUGCCCAGUUCUUCACUUUCAACACUUUACACUGUCGAUUGCCUUUUGCAAGCAUUGUUCCUGCCUAUUGAUACAACUUACUGCAAAAGUGUAUUUUCUAUGUGUUGUUUUUUUUUUAAGUAGAAGUACCCUGUAUUCUAUUAGAACAGUAAAAUUCAGAGAGAACAGUGAUAACACUUGGGAUAUAAACAAAGGGAUGUGCUGGGAAUCACUAGAUUUAAAAGGAUUCCUACUCUAACCGACACCUUAAUGGAAUCUGCUAUAGGGACGUGCCCUGUAAUUUCUCUUAACUGUGAGACUUAAGAUCAUAACAAGGAGGUUAGAGGAAAAGCAUUUAUUGUUACUUGUAAUUUGUGGCUGUGAGACAUUUUCCCCGUAUCAUUUAAUUUUAAUUUUCCAUUUUUGAUUGAGGUAAAAGUACAUAUAAUUGUGUGAUUUUAUCUUUCUGCUGGAAUCAUGGAUCUAACUUGUUUAAUUUGAUGCUCUUGCCACUGUUUUUUUUGUUGUGCUUGGGCUUUGAGUGCCUCUUUUUAGCCAGAAGUUUCUCGUAAAGGAAUUUGUGUUGUGCUCGGCCAUAUUCUUUAUUAGCACUAAGAAGACAGUAUAUUGAUCCUACAGUUGAAGCUGAAUAGUCUUACCUGGGGAUGGGGGGUAUGUAAAGAAAUAUGAUUCUAAGUAGGGCCUAGCGGAGAAGCUGAAAAGGAAGAUAACAAAAUAAGGAGGUAAGAGAAAGAAAACUAUAAAGGGAACUGUAAUCUAAGAAGGCCACUGAAUGUGUCCUUGUUAACGGAAGUACUAUAUAUGGCAAACAUUGGUACUGUUUCUUGUAUCAAGCAGGAAAACCUGCAGGCUACGCACAGAAUAUGUGAAUAGGGAGACUGGAGUGGAAGGGAAAAGGCUGGUAGUACCUGUAACAAGAAUUCAUACCUUCCCCUGCUUUCUUUGUCUCUUCAUAGCAAAGUAAGUUUAAAUAGGGAAAGUCAGCAAUUACAACGCUCAGAUUGAAGUUCAGGGCUAGGUUACAUUUCGUAUUUCAUGGUUGGUAAACAUUAAUGUAGUUUUCCAAAAUGGACACCACUAUUUAAUAACCACACUGGAUAGUGAAAUUUGUUGAUUGAAAAGUGUAUGUAGGUAGCUAGACUUUCUUCAGCUGCAAUUCCAGAAUUUAAAAAAGAAUUUUAAGAAGAAAUCUGCUUUUUGAUAGACUUCUGGUAAAUGACUACAUAGCAUUACUCCUUGGCUGCUUUUCUGUAUGUGUGCUCAGGGAAUUUGAAAGUGUUCUAAUUAAUGCAGAAGUGGCUUUUUAGAUUGCAAAUGAUAGUUAAAUUAGCAUCAGGACACAUCAGACCAGUUUCCUGAUGACACUGCUAUGGUUAUAUAUAAGAUGACAGCUUCAUCCUUUUUUCCCAUGUUGUAUGUGGAAAAUUGCCACCAUUGCUUGGUCAAGAGGAGGUUGAAAAUAGAUGUGGCUACCCCAGUUUUGUUUUCAUGCCUAUUUUUUCUCCUGCAUUAUGGCUAUUGGAGAAAUGGAUCACAAAUCUCAGAAUGAUGGGAUAGAUGGAGGAACUAAUGUACUUGUAAGUUUGAUCAAUUCUGUUCUUGUCACAGGGAACAGGCAUUGUAUAAUUUGAGUUGCUGGGAGAAAGAGUUACGGACGUAGACUUGAUUGGGAAGGUCAGCUGGUAAAGGAAGUGGGAGAUUAUCUGCUCAAUGUUCUAAUAGUAUAGAAGAGUUAACUGGGGAGUCUUUCGCCCCCCUCUUCCCAUCCCAGGAUUGUGAGUGAAUUAGAUCAGUGGUGCGUCCUAGUAAUAACAACUUUCCUUUAAAGUUCUAACUGGUAAUGUAAAAUAAGGUAAUAUGUUGGACUGCAAGGUGUGACACUAAAAUUUGAAUAGAACUGUUACUGCAACUGUAUAUGAUAGAUUACAUAAUUUUUUACGUUUUGAGAACUACUUUUAAAAUGCUAUGAAAAGUCUACAUAAAGUACUUACUAACCAGUUAAACUCCGUAAGAAAAUCAAGGGUUUAAUGCUUUUAUAUUACUGAAGAGUUAUAUAUAGUAAGCUGUUUACAUCAAAUGGCUGGCUGAUUCUGUCUUGUAAGACAUUCUACAAGAGUUUAAAGCAUUAGCAUUUUGAAAUUUUUGUUUUAACAUUCAGUGUACCUAAGGAAGAACUUAAAAACUAUUAGUUAGCUACUCCACUGCACUUUUUGUAUAUAAACUUUCUAAAGUUAUGCCCAUUAAACAGUUUAUUUACCUAAACCUAGCUAGUAAAUAGUGUUCAGGAAUAUUGAGUGUACAGCCCUUGGGGCAUCGUUCACAUGGAACACUGCAAAUUCAGAGUUUGUUAGACACUAACGCACUUUGAUAUAUAUCUCAAAGAUUCUAGCCUUUUUCUUAGUGGAAGUUCACAUGCUGUCAUUUAGACACAAUGUACUGCAAUCAUUUUACUACUAUUCAAAUGAUGCUGCCUAGCCUAGAGCUCUCAUUCUAAGUGCGAGAAAUUCAGGUCUAAUGACUGUGUGCAAGAUGUUGAUGUGGUCCCUGUAAGAAAUACUUGGGUCUUGAUAUAUCAAGAAGAUGUACUAUUUUAUUUUUCUUUUAAGGAAUAUGUUAAGGAAUAUGAUAACUUGUGUCCUGAUCUGUUGCACAUCAUAUUGUUGCAACAUUAAUGACUUUAAAUAAAUUAAUUGGAAAGUU